Molecule: messenger RNA, 369 nt
Organism: Ostertagia ostertagi
Lineage: Eukaryota; Metazoa; Nematoda; Chromadorea; Rhabditida; Trichostrongylidae
Source: the annotation of a GenBank genome assembly
UUAUUUGCUGAGUUUCCACAAUACAAGACGAUUUGGCCACAAUUUCGCGAGAUUCCAGACAGCGCCCUCAUUUCUUCAGAUAAAUUGAAAAAUCAUGCCACGGUGUAUAUGGCAGGCCUAAAGGAAAUCGUGGACGUCAUGGACGACAACGAAAAGCUGAUCGUGGCAACUCGACGAAUCGCCGCCAGUCACUGUAAAUGGAGCAUCUGCAAAUUUCACAUCCAGCACAUGGUGCCCGGUCUACUGGAGGUGUUGAACAUCUGCAUGGGUGGUCAGAUAACUCCAGAGAUAUCACGUGCAUGGGAGACGCUCUACGACAUCAUCGGAAAUAUGAUUGGUCUUCAAAAGGGUGUAAGAAGGCCGGACAUC